GAUGUGUGACUCUCCCUGGGUGGCCCUGGAAGCACUAGGGCAGGAGUGACCUCAGAGACCUGUGAGUGGAGCAACUUUGUCAAAAUUAGGUCACCCUGGUCCCUGGCCCUGCUGCCUGCUGAUAAUGGGAAGGGAGAAUAAAGGGUUAAUUGCCUCCUCUUAUGUUUAUGGGGGCAUAGGUUCACAGAGUGCCCAGGAGGCUAAAGUUCCUGUUCCUGCCUUACCCAAAAGACUUAGGGCAAGCCCCCAGCCUUCUCAGACCUUCCACCUGGAGCUGGAGCUCUGCUCACGGUCUCCAGCGGGAGAACCCCGCCCCCUCCCUCAGAGCGAGGGUCCCAAGGGAGCCUCGAAGCCUGGAAGCGGCCCCCCACCACGGCAGAGCGAGGCCCAGCAGCCGCCAGCUGUUGGGGGACAGAUGUUGGGGGAGCUGAGAGGGGGGCUGGGGGAGGGGCCUUGGGCCGGGACCUCCGAGGCAGGGCCGUUUUAACCUCUUAAUUGCUGGUUCUGUUUUUCCAGCUUUUCCAAAGGGUUUGCAUAGAAGGGAAGGAGCCGAGAGAAUAGGAAGGGUUCGCCCUCCAACCCAUCAUGUUCACUUCAUAAGGUCUCUCUAAGGCCAUCAAGUGAGCGUCUUAAACCUAAAAUAGUGAACUCCAGUUUGAUUUUCAGCCCCUCCGCUCAAUAGCUUUCCGAUUCGGGACCAAGUGCGCCCGGUGUGGCCGACAGAUCUAUGCCAGCGACUGGGUGCGGCGGGCGCGCGGCAACGCCUACCAUCUGGCCUGCUUCGCCUGCUUCUCCUGCAAGCGCCAGCUGUCCACGGGCGAGGAGUUCGGCCUGGUGGAGGAGAAGGUGUUGUGCCGCAUCCACUACGACACCAUGAUCGAGAACCUCAAGAGGGCCGCGGAGAACGGGAAUGGCCUCACUUUGGAGGGGGCAGUGCCCUCUGAACAGGACAGUCAGCCCAAGCCGGCCAAGCGCGCGCGGACGUCCUUCACCGCCGAACAGCUGCAGGUUAUGCAGGCGCAGUUCGCGCAGGACAACAACCCCGACGCACAGACGCUGCAGAAGCUGGCAGACAUGACGGGCCUCAGCCGGAGAGUCAUCCAGGUGUGGUUUCAAAACUGCCGGGCGCGUCAUAAAAAGCACACGCCGCAGCACCCAGUGCCGCCCUCAGGGGCGCCCCCGUCCCGCCUCCCCUCAGCCCUGUCCGACGACAUCCACUACUCCCCGUUCAGCAGCCCGGAGCGGGCGCGCAUGGUCACCCUGCACGGCUACAUUGAGAGUCAGGUACAGUGCGGGCAGGUGCAUUGCCGGCUGCCUUACACCGCACCCCCCGUCCACCUCAAAGCCGAUAUGGAUGGGCCGCUUUCCAACCGGGGUGAGAAGGUCAUCCUUUUUCAGUACUGACGCUGCCGGCGCUUCCACCUCUGUCCGUGGGCACCCCACAGCUGCCCCUCAGCCGCUGAGAUCCAGUGUCCAGGCUGCGGCCAGGGAUCCACCCGCCUCUGCAUCCACCCCCGUCCGCCAUCCUGCCCACCACCAGCUCAGCCCUCCAGGCCCAGCCCUUCCCUCUCCUGCUGAGAACCCAGGAGCACCACUGAGUCCUCCUCUUAGAAGGCAGAACUCCCUGAAAUUUGGAAUCAGGGUGAAAACAACAGCCUAUUUUUUCCAUUUAAACAGAAGUCAUCUUCAGCUUAAGCUGAUAACAAUAGCAAAAGGCAGAAUUGAACUGUGAAAUGCCAACAGCCUUCUGAUUUACAGGUUUUCUUUCCCCCAUAUUGGCCUUUAUUUACUACUUUCUUGGAACCAUCUCUGAAUUCUGAAUAGCUGACAACCCCCAAUGUUAUCCACUCUGUUGCUUUUGUCUGGAAAACUCUACAGUGUUUGUGGGAUGUCCCCAAAGGAAAGCUAUGUUCUAAUUUUAUCAUUUCCAUCUGUCUGGUUAUGUCAAGUUAAUUCAGAAAGAGAAGAGACACUGACCAACCCUGAGAGGCCCAACAGGGCAGAGAUGGAGACCUACCCAGACCAAGAAGCAGAGGCUUAGGGGUGCGGGGGGAGACAAAGACCUCCCUGGUCUGGGGAUCAAGGAAAGGAAUGUGGCACACUAGACUGAGAGUGAUACUAGUCAUUCUAAGGAGAGGAAAGAGAAAACUUGGGGUGGGGAUAGACCCUGCCUCCCAUUAUUAUCUAGCAUGUAAGCAGGGAACAUAGCAGAGAUGGAAUUUGAUCUGUGCAAUGACUCUUCUGAAUGUUGGGGCAGUUAGAGUAGGGGAUCCUUGUUGGCUACUUCUUGAGAGGGUCUAGGCCAGGUCUUCUCUGGAAGGGGCAUCAUUUACUGGGGGCCAGGAAGAGACCAGUGAAAUGGCAGUCCAAAUUUUAACUCAGGAUCUAUCUCUGGGUAGAAUGAGGGUGCCCAUUACCUAGGUGAGUGCCAACCCCAGGCACCUCUGGGCUUCCCAAGCCAGCCUUGCCCAAGCCAGUUCUACCUACUCCUGAGAACAGAAGCCAGACACAGCCACGUUCACAUUCACCCCAUACUGUUAGAAUUCUUCCACCCCAAACAAAAGGGCUCAGGCUACGCAUAACCAAGAUUUAUGUUUUGCACCCAUUUGUCCCAAGCUUAUCCUGUAAUUCCAGAACUACUUGGUGUCCUGGUGCAUUUUCCACUAGAGGUUGCUAGUAAGCAUGUUUUAGCUCAAGUCCUCCUUCCUGCCGCGGUUAACCUGUUCUCUUGCUUUCAGAAGGAGACUCUAGGACAGGGAAAGCAAGUUCAUGGUACAUAUACAGCUGUUGUCCCUGUUUUUACCUAUGGCAGACAUUGCUAACCCAUGGCAGCUCUAUUUCACCAAGUCUGGAUGAAGUUUCAGAAUCCAGAUGCUUGAAGUUGACACUUAAAAUGAAAAUGUAUAUGUCAUUCUUGUUCUGGGACCUGGAGGAGGGACAACCACAAGUGCAGCCCCAAAAGGGCAUCUGCUUCCUCUCCCUUCCAAAGAUGGUUACAGCUGACUAAGGGCAAAGAGAAGGCACCACUCAGAAUGUGGUGAGUACAGCUCAGUUCAGAACUCAUCUGGUGGUAAUGUGCCCAGCCCUGUGCAAGGUGCUGGCAUUAAUAGGAGUGGCCGCGCCCACUCCCUGGCCUUGGGGAGUGCACCUCCUUCUUUUGACUGUUGCUUCUGAUGAUCAAAGCCCAAUGGCAACCACGUGGCAAGUGGCCAGCCUAGCCCUACCCAUGGCCACCAAUACCCACUCUGCCUUGAGUCUCCUCCCAGGGUCUAUUCCUUGUGUGGAUCACAUGGCCGUAGCAUGUUACAGUUCAAACAUGUCUCCACUAUCGUAUAAAGAGCAGCCUGGGAAUGUACAGGCCAUCAAGACUAUUUAUUUAAAUACAAAACAAAAAAGGGGAAAAACACACACGGAAAAAAAUUGUAAGCACUUUUUUGUAAAACCAAUGUCUGUUUUGUUACAUACCUUUCAUGUCGUGCUUUGUAAAUGUCUUAUUUGUGUAAUAAAGUUAAUGCAAGUAGAAGUGCUGGCACUUACAUCUGGAAC
Messenger RNA from Otolemur garnettii (small-eared galago), 3546 nucleotides. It is a transcript of the gene LHX6, whose product is annotated as LIM homeobox 6. The record is from RefSeq and is a predicted model, not a curated record. Bases 874 to 1404 code for a protein of 176 amino acids. Gene Ontology annotation, biological process: regulation of transcription by RNA polymerase II; neuron differentiation; forebrain neuron development. Gene Ontology annotation, molecular function: RNA polymerase II transcription regulatory region sequence-specific DNA binding; DNA-binding transcription factor activity, RNA polymerase II-specific. Gene Ontology annotation, cellular component: nucleus. The transcript is spliced from 7 exons. Lineage: Eukaryota; Metazoa; Chordata; Mammalia; Primates; Galagidae.